AUGGUCAAGCUCACUGAGGUCGAGGAUGAGCACUUCACGGACAAGCCCACUCCCAGCAAGAAUGACGCUUUGCUGGUCUCCGAUGACGAGGAGGACUACACCGACACCGAGUCCGAGAUCUCCAACGAUGACGAGGAGGACCUUGAGCUCGAGGAGGAGUCCCUCUACGACCGUCUCUCCGCCCUGAAAGACAUCAUCCCACCCGGCGCCCGCCGCACCGUCACCAGCUCCGUCUCUUCCCUCACAUCCUUCACCAAGGCCAGCCUGUCUUUUAGCGGCAAGGCUCUCUGGGUUAUCAGCACCAGCGCUUUCCUGAUCGGCGUGCCAUGGGCGCUCGCCUACGCCGAGGAGGAGCAGUACAUCCAAAUGGAGCGGGAGCAGGGCAUGAUUAAGGGUGCCAACGAGAUGCUCACACCCGGUGUCGAAUCCGAGAAGCAGGAGGCCCAUGCCUCUCUGUAA
Molecule: messenger RNA, 459 nt
Organism: Penicillium canariense
Lineage: Eukaryota; Fungi; Ascomycota; Eurotiomycetes; Eurotiales; Aspergillaceae
Product: mitochondrial import receptor subunit TOM22
Exons: 3
Coding region: 1-459 (152 amino acids)
Biological process (GO): intracellular protein transport
Cellular component (GO): mitochondrial outer membrane
Source: RefSeq, a predicted model, not a curated record